AGCCAUUUUGUUUGGACACCUGAGCUUUGCCAUCGUUCGACGAAGUGCGAGCGGACUAUGUGCUGGAAUGGGUGUGGCUUGGACAAGAUUGCGGUUGUUGUGUCUUUUGUGCUGAGCUUGGUCAUGAAUGGCCUUGGGUCCUCAGGUGCGCUGUCAGGCAAGUCGAUCGGGGAGAUCUCAAAUGAAUACCCAACGUACGUCACACCUGAUGGGCUCACUUUCAGCAUAUGGGCAGUGAUUUACACCCUGGAGUUGGUGCUGGUCGUUCGGCAAGUUUCCCCAGAUCCACAUGCAGAAGCUCUUCUUUCACAACCCGGCCCUUCUGGAUGCUUCAGUGUGCGAUGGAGAUUGGUGAUGGUUUUCAUGGCCAAUGGGAUUUGGUUGCCCCUCUAUGUGAAUUUGUGUUUUGGCUGGGCCUUGAUUGUCAUUAUCGUGUACUUGGGAUAUCUCCUCUCCGUCUACCGUGAUUUGAACAGCAAGACAGCAUCAUCAUUUUGGGAGUGGCUUAGCUUUUGUGCGGGAAUCGCCUGCAAUGCCAGUUGGGUUUUAGUGGCCACCUGCGCAAAUGCCUUCACCUUUGCUGGGGUUCUUGGGUGGAAGGACAGCUUUGGAGUGGCUGGCACUCCAACAGCAGCCGCAGUGGUUGUUGUGGCCGUGUCGGUGAUUGGCAUUUUCAAGGCGGUGCUGCGGAGUGAUUUGGCUUGGUCCCUGGUUGUUUGUUGGGCGCUGGCUGGGGUCUAUCGGAUGCAGACAGGGAGCGACCCGGAUGCCUUUCCCGAGGGAGCUUUGGAUCGGCAACUGGCUUUAGUUGCAAUUUGGUGUUCCUCCGUCACAUUCUUGGCUUCGUUGGUGGGCCUCUUCCUGGGCGACAACAACGGCGCACUUCAAGGUCUGAAAGGUGUCACGGUUGCCAAGCCUCUGGCCACAGGUGCCUUGAGCCCGUAGGCGUGGCAGUGUAGCAAAACCUACAGUGCCCUAUAAUUCAUUGGCGAGCACCAGUUUUGCUGCGGUAUGUAUGUCUUUAGCAACGAUUAGAUUAGACAUACAUUAGGGCUAUUAGGGUCUGCCACUGCCAGCUGACAGGCCUGAGAACAUACCUUUGUUUCAAGUUGGAAAGGGCACUGGAAAGGC
Messenger RNA from Durusdinium trenchii, 1131 nucleotides. NCBI's taxonomy places the organism in Eukaryota, Dinophyceae, Suessiales, Symbiodiniaceae. The record is from the annotation of a GenBank genome assembly.